This is a messenger RNA of Lynx canadensis (Canada lynx), 2762 nucleotides long. RefSeq names its product zinc finger protein 774 (gene ZNF774). The record is from RefSeq and is a predicted model, not a curated record. The transcript is spliced from 4 exons. Bases 351 to 1802 code for a protein of 483 amino acids. Lineage: Eukaryota; Metazoa; Chordata; Mammalia; Carnivora; Felidae. Gene Ontology annotation, molecular function: RNA polymerase II cis-regulatory region sequence-specific DNA binding; DNA-binding transcription factor activity. Gene Ontology annotation, biological process: regulation of transcription by RNA polymerase II.
ACCGCUGGGACCUGGGCAUCCCCGGACUCCGAGUCCUUUGAAGCGGUCUUGUUCGAGACUACAUUUCCCAGAAGGCCGCGCGGAGAUUGAAAGCUGCACCAGCCUAUGGACGGACAAGGCUUCUGGUCGCCGAAACUGAGCAGCCAAUGGCAAUGAGACAGGGGCUGUGUCUUCCGGCUGCGAGCGGUCGAGCGCAGAGUCCCACCUGUGUCCCCACAGCCCUGUCACGAAUCCCGGUCGGGUUCGAGAAGGGACCGCCUCGGCUUUGUGGGCCGGGAGCGGCUCGGCGGUGGAGGACUCUCACUUUCUGCUCCAUCCCGGAGCCGGGCCGGAACUGAUGACUCUCAAUAAUGUGGCUGGGGACUUCAGGGAAGAAUGGGUUACCUGGACCCUGCUUAGAGAAUGUUCUUCAGGGAUACCACCCAGCACAGUUACAAGAAUGGGCUCUCCCAGGGAUUUCCAGACCAAGUGUGAUUUCCCAGCUGGAGCAGAAAGAAGAACCGUGGGCGCUACCGCUCCAAAAUUUCGAGGCAAGAAGGAUCCUACAGGAAAGUCACACAGACUUUGAGAAUCAGGUGACCAAACUCAGUCGGGACAUUUCAGAAGCAGCAGAACGGUGUGGAACAUCCUCAGAAAGGGCCAAUAAGGAUAUUUCUCCUCCUCCUAGUUGGGGAGGAAACUGGGAGAGGGACCUUGAGUCAGAAGGGGAACACGGGACCCGCCCGGGAGAGGGCCAGCCGGAGCCCUUUCCGCAAGAGAAGGAUUUAAACGAGCUCCUGGAUGGAUACGCAGGAAAGAAGCCCGUGUGUGCAGAGUGCGGGAAAAGCUUUAACCAGAGCUCCUAUCUCAUAAGACACCUACGAACCCACACUGGCGAGAGGCCUUAUAAGUGCAUCGAAUGUGGGAAAGGCUUCAAGCAGAGUUCAGACCUUGUCACCCAUCGCAGAACGCACACGGGAGAGAAACCCUACCAAUGCAGCGGCUGUGAGAAAAAAUUCAGCGACAGCUCUACGCUCAUCAAACAUCAGAGAACCCACACAGGCGAGAGACCCUACGAGUGCCCCGAGUGUGGGAAGACCUUUGGGCGGAAGCCACACCUCGUCAUGCACCAAAGAACCCACACGGGAGAGAAGCCCUACAUGUGUCUCAAAUGCCAUAAAAGCUUUAGCCGAAGCUCAAACUUCAUCACCCAUCAGAGGACCCACACGGGCGUGAAGCCUUACAGGUGCAGCGACUGUGGGGAGAGUUUUAGCCAGAGCUCAGACCUGGUGAAGCACCAGCGAACCCACACGGGAGAGCGGCCCUUCAAAUGCGCAGAGUGCGGAAAGGACUUCCGAGAUAGUUCUCACUUUGUAGCGCACAUGAGUACCCACUCGGGGGAAAGGCCUUUCAGCUGUCCUCACUGCCGCAAAAGCUUCAGUCAGAGCUCACACCUGGUCACGCACCAGAGGACACACACAGGUGAGAGGCCGUUCCGGUGUGACAACUGCGGGAAGGGAUUUGCCGACGGCUCUGCCCUCAUAAAGCACCAAAGGAUCCACACGGGGGAAAGACCCUAUAAAUGUGGCGAGUGUGGGAAGAGCUUCAACCAGAGCUCCCACUUCAUUACCCAUCAACGAAUCCACGCAGGAGACAGGCCCUAUCGCUGUCCCGAGUGCGGCAAAACCUUCAGUCAGCGUUCCCAUUUCUUCACACACCAGAGAACCCACACAGGGGAAAAACCUUUCCACUGCAGUAGGUGUGACAAGAGCUUCCGCCAAAAAGCACAUCUCUUAUGCCAUCAAAACACCCAUUUGAUCUAGGAAAUGGUCCGCUGCCCCUUCCAGAUUUUCAUUUCUCUUGUCUCCAAGUGCUCCAUGUAGAGAAAGCCUGAACCUGGGCAUCAGAGGCUCAGGUUGGGCCCCGGUCUGUCCUCCGUCUUCUUCCCUGCUUUAAUGGCGGAGAUAAACUCAUAGGCACCAAAUAAUAUCCUGAACACAAAAGGCAUUCCUUCAGUGUUUUUGACGGACCUUAGGGGUGAGUUUGACGGUUGAUGUUUGGUAAGUAAAAGAGAAGUGAGAUAAAUGUGGCCACAUUAUCACUGUUAGUGAAUAAUAUUUGAGAUCUUAUCAUAAGCCCUUAAUACCGUAUAAUGGCUGGCCCUUAAAAGGCGCUCGGUACGAAGUUGGUUGCGUUUAACUAGCCUUAUAACUUGAUAAGGAAUCCGUUAGUGCAGCCCCGCAAGCCCAGAACUUGCCAGAAAUGAGAUUGCCACUAGAAGAUUUGGGGUGUGAACACAGAAAACAGAAAACACUCUCCCAAUCCAGGGCUGUGCAGGCAUUAGUCACCAGAUGUCUCAUUGCCAUGACGAGGCAGAAUUCUCGAAGAGGAUGUUUGUGGUCCUGUGAUUUAGAGGCUGAAAGAAUUUCAGAAGCUCUUUGUACAGCCGUGUAUGAGGUACUCCCACUGGAGGUUUGCUGUCAUCUGAGGCACAAAUAUCCCGCGAUGAACAAGCCCAAGGGACCCGGAAGGAGACUAUAAAACUAUGGAAGCAACAUUGCUGUUAAAUAUUACAGGGAUCCUUCCUGGCAUUUAGCUGAAGGAAACAACUCCUGUCUUUGAAUCGCCUGGGUCAUUGGCCCGUGAGUUUUAAGUUACUGUGACUCCCUAAUUUUUUUUUAAGAGUCAUUCAUUUGAUGCACCAGUACAUUUCUGUAUUUAACUGAAAUAAAUUGAGGGAAGGCAGUGUGUUGGAAAGAACACUGACUUCCUUGAGAAGGUGA